UGUCAAAUCGCACAGCAGUUUUCAGAAGAGGCGUUUUAAUUUACAUUUUUUCUUGAUUAUUACAGUGGAUAAUCGUUCAAAAUGCUAGCUUUGAUCAAUCGUAUCCUUGAUUGGAUCAAAAGUCUGUUCUGGAAGGAGGAAAUGGAGCUCACACUGGUCGGGCUACAGUACUCGGGAAAGACUACUUUUGUUAACGUCAUUGCUUCUGGCCAGUUCAGUGAAGACAUGAUCCCGACAGUAGGCUUCAACAUGCGCAAGAUUACCAAAGGCAACGUUACAAUCAAGGUGUGGGACAUCGGUGGCCAGCCCAGGUUCCGCUCCAUGUGGGAGAGAUACUGCAGAGGAGUCAACGCUAUUGUAUACAUGGUAGAUGCGGCAGACCCGGACAAGAUCGAAGCGUCGCGCAACGAGUUGCACAGCCUCCUUGAGAAGCAGCAGCUAACAGGUAUCCCGGUGUUGGUCCUCGGGAACAAGCGGGACCUGCCGCACGCGCUCGACGAGCACGGACUCAUCGAGAGGAUGAACCUGUCAGCGAUCCAAGACCGCGAGAUCUGCUGUUAUUCCAUCUCGUGCAAGGAGAAGGAUAACAUUGACAUUACGCUGCAAUGGCUGAUCGCGCACAGUAAGUCGGGGAGUGCGCGCUAAACAUCCGACGGGCAAGCACACCUCUCUAUAGGCGAUAGCUGGGAAACUAAAGGGUUGAAGUACCGUUGCCGAACUAUCGAUAUUUAGAGUUUAGACUGUCGAUUAAUGACCUCCAAUCAACUAUACUAUCGAUGGCUCAGUUAGACAAAUGUAUACAGGGUGUUAGUUACACCGUAACGAAUACUAAGGGGGACAAUUCAGACCAUGAUUCUGAGUUAAUUUCAAGUGGAAAUAUUCGUCACAAAAUUCAUUUUUUUUAUUUUAUUUUUUUAAUGUACUUUUGUGAUGGAAAAUUCCACUUGAUAAAAUCCUCAUCAGUAUUCGUUACGAUGUCACUUACACCCCGUACAAGUACUUACAGGUAGCCAUACAAGUACAUACCUAUGUGUGUUACUGACACCGCAACGAAUACUGAGGGUGACGAUUCAGACCAUGAUUCUGAGUUGAUAACAAGUGGAAUUUCCUUUCGGAAAAUUCAUGAUUUUUUAAAAUUAUUUUCAGUUCCGUACCUACUUUAGCGACGGAAAAUUCCGCAUGAUAUCAACUCAGAAUCAUGGUCUGAAUCACCCAUCGAAGUUUUCGUUACGAUGCAAUGUCACUAACACCCUGUAUACUAUAUUAUACGAUACAAUCGAUAGUAUUGCUUCUGACUAUUGUAAGGACUUUCGUAUCGAUUGCUAUGUAACGAUAGUGGCCCCGAUUCCUGCAGACACCUUCAUUUUUUUUAUUCAACGUAACAUUUUUGAAUUUACGUCAUUUCGCAGGGUGUUGUGGCUGAUUUUAAUUUAUAUCCGUCACUUUCUUAUCCGCCGAAAAGGAAAGGGACGGGUUGCUUUUUUAAAAUGAAUUGCUUCGAUGUGGCCAUUUUAACCCCCUUGUGCUUUGUAUCGGUUGUCAAGUUGUUUGAUACCAGUUAAAUCAGUAAUAUUACAUUGCAAUGUAAGUCAGUCGAUAGUAUUAAUUUGCAAUCUAUAAAUAAUCGCUACGUCGAAGGUCAUCAAUCCAUCCAUCGCGAUUGAUUGAUUGAUGAAUCAAUAGUAUUGCGUGUUAACACUUUCAAAGACAACGUCUACAGUCGUACCCCGGUUCCAAGUGUCAUACUAUUAUGAAUGAAAGGUCAGUGACUCUUGGUCUGUGUCCGUGAAAGUGUUAAUAGUACGGAUAUGCAAUAAUACUAUUAAUUGAUUAAGUUAAUGGUAUGUUUGCGUAAUGGUUAUUAUGUUAUCGGGUAUUGUCUUAAGAGAGGUAGCUUGCCUAGAGUGGUAGCGUUUCUAAAGUUAAUAAUUGAGUGCACUCUCUCAAUUGGAUGUCGUAAUAUUUCUUCAUAGUACCAAGGUGCUACAUUUAGCGGUUAUAAUGCUGUCGAUUCCUAAGGGCGAAACUUUUAUUUGAGUUUCACAGCUAUAAUAUUGCGAGAAAGAGAUAGUUUUAAAACUGUCUGACUUAUGGUCCAACAAACGUAACGUAAUAACUAGAGUGACCGCAGGAGAGAGAUAUAGUACAUCGCCCAGUGUGAACGAGACGAGAUAUAUGUAUCUUUCGCACUAACAGUAUACAGCUUAGUAAGAAAGAGACAAUUUUAAAGUAGGUAUAAUUUACAAUUGUUGGACUGUAAGUUUGUUUGCCUGCAUCGGUACCACUAUGACAUUCUUCAAAUUGUUAACAUUUUUCUAUACUUUAAUAUUUCUAAAAUAAUUCUUUUCUUUAUUCGACGCAAUAAAUAUUGGCCCCCUUAGUUUUUGAAAGCCAAGCAACGUUCAAUCGAGUUUUUCGACGACUGGAUUCAAUUUUGCUUGACUGUCAAAUAAUUAGACGCAUGUUCAACGCUAAUCUAUUUUAUACUAGUAAGGGGGUGGAUAUUUAAAGUCAUGAAAAAAGUAUGCGAUUUGAUUUGGAAAAGUCACUUAGUAAUAGUUACCUUUUACUUAACGAGCUCCUACUCGUAUUUGCUAGACAAUAAAAAAUGUUUGCAUUUCUCGUAAUAAAGAAUCAGAGUUACCAUGUCAUGUUUAAGGAACUUUUCAGCUUAUUAUUUCAUGAUAUUACGAGUAUUACUGCUCUACUAGACCCGUUUGCUUUUGUAAAAUGGUGCCAACCCGAUAUCAAUCACACGCCGAUUAUUUAAUUUAAAGAAAAUAGACCUUAUUAUUACAUUACUGUGAUCAUUAUUUUUACGGGCCAUAUUCUGAUUGUCAAAAAAGUAAAAAACAUGGUUUGAUGUCAAACUUUUGAUAAUCAGUAUAAUAAUAUGACGAGUACGAAUAUCGAUCACUGGUCAGUAAUAAUAAUAUCAAUUUUUCUUUCAAUCAUAAGUCAUGAUUGAUGAAAGAUUGAUAGAUGUAACUGGGCCCUUACGAUGCCGUGUGCUGAAGGCCUUACACUUGUAUAAUAAGAUGUUAACUCCAACCUUCCUCAAGAUAUUCUUAGACGGCGCCUCAACCAUAACUCGAGUUUAGUCGAGCACGCAUGACGUCAUUCUUUUCGUAUUAUUAUGUUGGCAGUAUGACAUGCUCGACUCCAGUGAGUGAGUUCUUAAGUCGAGGUCGUAAACGUCAACUUAAAUACCAAAAUGCCCAGCUGAGGCAGAGUCUAGUGGAGGAAGAGUUGAGUGAACAGUCAUAAGCAAUAUCAUGUACCCACUUUAGAACCCUGUCGCACUAUCAAAUUUGACAUUUAAUGAGACUUACGGUUUAAUUUGUCAAAAAAGUUAAUGUGACAUGGUUUUAAAGUGUAUACUCAUCAGUACUCGUGACCGAACAUGCUAAAAUACGGGUGCCACUCUUUUUUCAUCUCGCUACAAUAUCGUUGCGUCUUCGAAGAAAUGUUGCCACAUCCAAAUUGUACACAAUCAUUCAAUUCGUAGCGACUAACAAAACAAGACACUACAUACAACCGCGGAACAUAUCAAUGAAAUUGAAUAUGUUUGUUUUCAUUUACCACUAUCAGUUCUAUUAUGUUACAACAUAACUGUUUUGUCCAAUAGUCGCUACGAGAAUGCAGUACGUAUUAUAUUAGAUUAUUUAGAUCCUCUAAUAUUACUAGCGUUAUAUAAUAUUAUAAAUAUAAUUGUCUCAUAUUGUUAGCUAAAAUAAAUAAGUUAAAGUAUAAAUUGUGGGACUAAUUUUGUUGCGUACACAUAACGGCUAAAUAUAGAUAGAAGUUAUUAUAAUAGCGUUUGAAUUGCUUAUUUUAAUAAUGUAAAGGAGCCUACAUUAUAGUUGUUUUCAGUUUAUAAUGUGUUUAAGGCACUCAGCAGGUAGCAAAAUUAGGCUCACACGACUACCUUCAAAGUAUAGAAGUUAAAAGUCACUAGAUUUGUAAUUAAUGAAAAUCCCGCUUCGACUGCACAUUAUGUUUAUAUAAAUAAAAUAUAGUAAUCGUGUAAUAUAAA
This is a messenger RNA of Pectinophora gossypiella (pink bollworm), 4036 nucleotides long. RefSeq names its product ADP-ribosylation factor-like protein 8 (gene Arl8). Gene Ontology annotation, biological process: anterograde axonal transport; protein transport. Gene Ontology annotation, cellular component: lysosomal membrane. Bases 82 to 645 code for a protein of 187 amino acids. Gene Ontology annotation, molecular function: GTP binding; GTPase activity. The transcript has 5 exons. The record is from RefSeq and is a predicted model, not a curated record. NCBI's taxonomy places the organism in Eukaryota, Metazoa, Arthropoda, Insecta, Lepidoptera, Gelechiidae.